UGGUGUCGUAUAAAUUGGGACACCUUAAAAGGAUACACACUAUAUAUACGAGGUGAAAAAUCCUUGGAACAUUUCACUUCAUUCCUAACCUGGUCAUAAUGGGCUCUUCCUUUAUUACUACCAAAUUUUUCUUGCUCUUGAUAUGCUCAGCAUCUUUCAUAACAAUUUCUGCUCUUAAUUCGUCAACUUUGAACACUACACAUAUUUCUUCUUUAAAAUCCUUGUGCAAAUCCACUCCAUAUCCAGAGUCUUGUUUCAACACAUACAAGUUAUCAAUCUCCAUUAACAUCAGCCCAAACAUCUUAAACAUUCUCCUCCAAUCUCUUCAAGCAGCAUUAUCAGGAACAGGACAACUCACUACUCUGUUUUCCUCUGUAGGACGCUCAAAUCUUGUCGAAAAACAAAAGGGUAUUGUCCAAGAUUGCAAGGAACUACAUCAAAUCACAAUCUCUUCGCUAAAAAAAUCCGUCUCACGGAUCAAUACUGCAUCAGCUAACUCCAAACAUUUAGCUGAUGCAAAAGCAUUUCUCAGUGCAGCACUGACAAAUAAAGCUACUUGUUUAGAAGGACUUGAUUUCAGCACUGGAUCGUUGAAAUCUACAUUGAUUAACACUUUAAGCAGUACUUACGAGCAUGUUAGUAAUUCUCUGUCUAUGCUCUCAAAGUACUCUCUUAAAAAACAGAGUUCUCUGUUUCAAAAACAGGGGAAAAAACAGAGUACUCUGUUUAAACAACAGGGGAAUGGAAAUAGGCGGCGCCGGCUAUUGUCAGCCAGCGAACCAAAGUGGCUGUCACGGAAGGACAGGCGCAUAAUGCAGGGUGCUAACGAUUAUAACCAAGAUGAUGAUUUAACAUUUACAGUCGCAGCUGAUGGAAGUGGAAAUUUCAAUACCAUAAGUGAAGCUAUUGAUUUCGUACCGAAUAACAGUUAUGAUAGGGUCUUUAUAUAUAUAAAAGAAGGGGUUUAUCAAGAAAAUGUUGAGAUUCCAAGUUGGAAGACUAACAUUGUUCUUCUUGGAGAUGGGAGUGAUGUUACUGUCAUUACUGGUAAUAGAAGUGUUGUUGAUGGUUGGACUACUUUCAGAUCUGCUACCGUCGCUGUAUCCGGUGAAGGGUUCUUAGCUCGUGACAUUACUUUUGAGAACUCAGCUGGACCCGAGAAGCACCAAGCAGUCGCCCUUCGUAUCAACGCAGACUUGGCUGCCGUCUACAGAUGCACCAUAACCGGUUACCAGGACACUUUAUACGCCCACUCAUUCCGACAAUUUUACCGUGAAUGUGACAUUUACGGGACAGUAGAUUACAUUUUCGGGAACGCAGCUGUUGUUUUCCAAGGAUGUAACAUUGUCUCAAGGUUACCAAUGCCUGGUCAAUUCACCGUAAUUACAGCCCAAUCGCGCGAUUCUCCUGAAGAGUACACUGGCAUCUCAAUACAAAAUUGCUCAAUUUUAGCAACAGAAGAUUUGUACUCGAACUCUAGUACAAUCAGUAGUUACCUAGGUAGACCGUGGAGAGAUUAUUCUUGUACUGUAUACCUAGAAUCGUACAUAGACGAUUUUAUUAAUCCCGAGGGGUGGAAAGAAUGGUCGGGAAAUCAAAGUUUGGAUACUUUAUAUUACGGAGAAUAUGCAAACAGUGGUCCGGCAUCGGAGACCGAUAAUCGGGUUACAUGGUCUGGAUAUCACAUAAUGGACUAUUAUGAUGCUUCCAAUUUCACUGUCUCAGAGUUUAUUACUGGAGAGGAAUGGUUAGAUUCUACUUCUUUUCCUUAUGAUAAUGGAGUGUAAGUAACUAAGUGUACUUCUUCCCACAAAUCCAAAAAAUGUUAGACAUGACCAUACCCGUAAUGUAGCAUGUGGGCUCAAGUGAAUUCAGUUUAUCCAAGAGUAUAUAUGUAUUAAGAAAUUUAUUAAAUACAUAAUAAUUGUGAUUCUGAUUAUUAA
Capsicum annuum is the source of this 1943-nucleotide messenger RNA. RefSeq names its product probable pectinesterase/pectinesterase inhibitor 12. The record is from RefSeq and is a predicted model, not a curated record. The transcript has 2 exons. Gene Ontology annotation, biological process: cell wall modification. Gene Ontology annotation, molecular function: pectinesterase activity; pectinesterase inhibitor activity. The coding region runs from base 99 to 1787 and encodes 562 amino acids. NCBI's taxonomy places the organism in Eukaryota, Viridiplantae, Streptophyta, Magnoliopsida, Solanales, Solanaceae.